Molecule: messenger RNA, 1616 nt
Organism: Eurytemora carolleeae
Lineage: Eukaryota; Metazoa; Arthropoda; Copepoda; Calanoida; Temoridae
Product: MFS-type transporter SLC18B1
Exons: 12
Coding region: 170-1519 (449 amino acids)
Biological process (GO): transmembrane transport
Molecular function (GO): transmembrane transporter activity
Source: RefSeq, a predicted model, not a curated record
AUAAAUUAAUUUGCUGUCAGCUGCCUAACUUAAAAAUAAACCUGGCUAAAAACCUGGCGAAAUUCAAAAGUUUUAGCGUACCAAUUGAGCAAGCCUUUGUUUCAUUUAAAAGUUCCAAACUCUACUUGAAUCUGAAAUACUCUACAGAUAAAGAGAAUUCUGAUAAAAGAUGAAAUGUGAAGACGUUUUAAUUUUUGUUUGUAUCUGUCUGUGUCAACUUGCAGGAGCUAUUUCUUAUUCAAUUGCAAAUCCUAUCUAUCCUUUUGAGGCACUUAAACGAGGUGUAAGUGUGUCAGCUUCUGGACUGGUUUUAGGUUCAGCAUAUGUUACCUCUUUCAUAAUAUCCCCAUUUGUCAGCUAUUUUAUAUCAGUUCAGAGCACUCGGAGGGUCUUUGCAAUAGGAUCUGUUCUGGGAGGUUUUGGAAAUAUUUUGUUUGGAUUUCUGGACAAAAUUGACUCAUCAAUAGAAUAUUUUUCUUUUUCUCUAUUUUCUCGGACAAUUAGUGCUUUAGGAGAGGCUGUUGUUCUUAAUUCUGCUUACCCUUUAGCAAUACAAAUGUUUUCAGCAGAACAUAAAGGAAAAGUUGUGGGAAUACUGGAUUUCUUCUUUGGGAUUGGAGCAAUGGCUGGCCCCUCACUCGGAACCUUAUUGUAUAGUAUUUCUGGUGGUUUUGCUCUCCCGUUUUGGACAACUGGCAUUGUAACGGUUCUGCUGGGAGCCGUAAUGCUUUUUGGAAAGAAUGAAAAGAAGAAUGAAAAUGCCAUUUCACAUAAAGAUAUGGAAACCUCACCUUGGAAGAAGUUGUUGAAAUGUCCGGGUUUCAUUGAAAACAUUGUCUCUGUUGUGUUUGUAUUAGGACCUGCUAUGAAAUGGCAUUCUGCAUCUUUUGAGCCUCAUUUUAUAGAAUUGUAUGGUAUAUCUCCUGAAGAGGUUGGAUUGAUGUAUAUGGCAUGUGCUGUGACCUAUGCUAUUGCAACCCCCAUAACUGGAUUUAUCAUUGAUUGUGGAUUCCCUUCAAAAUGGAUGCUUUUAGUUGGACACAUGAUAGUUCUCAUUGGGAGCAUGACAUUAGGUCCUUUACCAGGGCUUUCGUUUAUCCAAAAUGUCCCUGCUACAGUAGUUUCCUGGGGGCUUAUCGGAGUUGGUAUGGCAUGUUCUUUUCUUGCUUCAUUUUUUAAUUUAAUGCAAUGUGCAACAGAAGCAGGUCUUCAAGAAUCUGAACAGACAACUAGCCGGAUUGCUAGCUUAUGGGUGCUUUCUAAUUAUUUUGGUGGAUUUCUAUCUUCUCUAGUUGGUGGAAUCACUUAUGAUCUAAUUGGGUUCUCCUGGAGCACAACUUUGCUUGUUAUUCAAAUGGGAAUAGUGACAUUUGGAAUACUGGUCAGUUUUAUAUUUCAUGGAUCACCUGCUGUAGCUACAGAGUAUCAAUCAAUUCAAAAUUUGAGUCCUGAGUCAAGUCUUCUUACUGAAAGAUUUAACAAGCCAAAGCUAGAGAAUAUAAAUGAAACCUCUCAGUAGAUGUAAAACUUUACCACUAAUGUUUUACAAAAUAAUUAACUAAAAUGUGUACGGAAAAUGUGGCCCAAAAAUAUGUCCAAUAAAUGAAAUUUCUUCA